This is a messenger RNA of Nicotiana tabacum (common tobacco), 2100 nucleotides long. RefSeq names its product glycosyltransferase family 92 protein RCOM_0530710-like. Lineage: Eukaryota; Viridiplantae; Streptophyta; Magnoliopsida; Solanales; Solanaceae. The record is from RefSeq and is a predicted model, not a curated record. Gene Ontology annotation, molecular function: glycosyltransferase activity. Gene Ontology annotation, cellular component: cytoplasm.
GACCUUAUACUAACUUGUUUCUUAUUUGGCAAAAGAAAAUUAACAAAUUUGACAUUUUUGACCAAGUAUAAAGUCUGCUACUUAUUAUUAUGCUGCCAGAGAAUCUACACAGAAAACAAAAAUUCCCAGAAAAAGAAGAAGAAGCUGAUGAUCAUAGGAUCAUCGUCAUCUCUGUUCAAAAACAGAGUAUUUUGAAUCAUUAAAAUAGUGAGUUUGCCUCAGAUUCUUGUCUUUAAUAUGAAACAUCGUAAGAAACGUACAGUUUUGGCAGCCAUUCAAAUUCCUAGGAGAUUUUUGUUCUGGUGUAUUCUUCUUCUUGUCUGCUUCGCUGGAUUCACUUUUUCCUCUGUUCGUCUUCUUUUUCGAGGGUUCUAUCCAUGGCGGCUGGCGGCGAAGACAGCGAUCUCCGGUGUUUCACCGGAAUUUUCAAUUAUAGAAACCGUUGAAUUCCCAGAUGAGACGCUUGUUUUCCUAAAAUACCCUCCUUUAACUCCCUUAUUUACCAAACAUGACAUCGACUGUCUCUACCUCACUCCUAAUAAUUCUUCUCAAUCUCCACACUCAGUUGAAAAUGAUGAAUUUUUGAGCCAACAAAUAAUCCGCUGUCCUCUGAUUAAGCCACGUGGCAUGCUGACGUCACUUUCCGUCAAGCCUACUGGUCAUACUUUCCCAAUCGGGCCCACACGCCGGUGGCAUUCUUUGGCCUAUGAGGCCAUGAUUGAUCACGAUAACACAACUAUAGUUUUUGUCAAAGGCUUUAAUCUCCGGGGCGGAAAACAAUCCGACCCGUCAAAAUUCAAGUGUGUUUAUGGUUGGGAUGUUAAGAAGCCCAAGUUAUUGUUACACUCAGAUGUCAUAUCCAUUGCUCAAGAAAUUGUUAGAUGUGAAACUCCAUUGAGCAUUUUGAAUAAUCCACAGAGGUUUAUUGAUAGUAACAUGGAUCAGCCUAUUAAGGUUUCUGUUAGAAUGGUUGGUAAGGAACCUUUACAGUCCAUAGCGAGUCCUAAACGCCGUCUUCAGCUCAACUUGCCAGGUCAAAAACAGCAUCAAAUGUGUGUGUGCACAAUGUUAAGGAACCAGGCCAGUUUCUUGCAAGAAUGGAUCAUGUACCAUAGCAAAAUCGGAGUACAACGUUGGUUCAUUUACGAUAAUAACAGCUUGGAUGACAUUGAAGAUGUUGUUAAGGUAUUAUCAGUGGAUCAGAAUAUAAACGUGACCAGACAUGUUUGGCCUUGGAUCAAGACUCAAGAGGCUGGUUUUGCUCAUUGUGCGUUACGAGCAAGGGAUGUAUGUGAGUGGGUUGGUUUUAUGGACGUGGACGAGUUCUUCCACUUGCCUACUGGUCUGUCAUUACUUGACAUAUUGAGAAAUCAAUCCCAGAAUUCUAAUAGUAAUGUUGCUGAGUUGAGGGUCUCAUGCCAUAAUUUUGGACCGUCAGGUCUCAAACAUGUCCCGACACAAGGGGUGACGAUGGGUUACAAUUGCAGGAUGAUUGCACCAGAGAGACACAAGAGUAUAGUGAAACCAGAAGCAUUGAAUUCAACACUAAUCAAUGUAGUUCAUCAUUUUCAUUUGAAGUCUGGGUUUAGGUAUGCUAAUAUGGACAGAAAUGUGAUGGUGAUUAACCAUUACAAGUACCAAGUGUGGGAUGUGUUCAAGGAGAAAUUCUACAGGAGGGUAGCUACUUAUGUGUCUGAUUGGCAACAACACAGAAAUAUUGAGUCGAAAGAUCGUGCCCCGGGUUUAGGGACACGAGCUGUUGAACCACUGGAUUGGUCUAGUCGAUUCUGUGAAGUUAUUGACACUGGCCUAAGAAAUCGAGUAGCAGAGAUGUUCACAGACCCAAACACUGGUAAUUUACCCUGGCAAAAAUCACUGACAUGAUCUGAAGUUUUCGACUUAGUGAAUACAGGGGGUGAUAAUUUCUUUUUGUAUUAUUUGUACAUGAAAUAGUCGACAUAUUCUUUUUGUACAUGAAUUUACGUCACAACCAAAAGAUAAUUUGAAAAUGAAAGUCGAAUGUUCUAUGUACCUGUACUUGUAUCUGGUGAAAGUCAAACUCAUUUUUAGCAUCUUAUGACGUGCAUUUCUUUGUGAUUC